Messenger RNA from Letharia lupina, 1137 nucleotides. RefSeq lists its product as uncharacterized. Gene Ontology annotation, cellular component: nucleus; cytosol. NCBI's taxonomy places the organism in Eukaryota, Fungi, Ascomycota, Lecanoromycetes, Lecanorales, Parmeliaceae. The coding region runs from base 1 to 1137 and encodes 378 amino acids. Gene Ontology annotation, biological process: NAD-cap decapping; nuclear-transcribed mRNA catabolic process. The record is from RefSeq and is a predicted model, not a curated record. The transcript has 5 exons. Gene Ontology annotation, molecular function: mRNA 5'-diphosphatase activity.
AUGAGCAACUUUGCUAUUCAGCCCAUGAGCAGGUUCGCGGGUUCCAGCGCAGCAAUUCGGAGGCCCAAAGAAAUUGCCUAUUUUUCCUACGAUGACGACCACGUCUUCCAUUUGGAUGAGCGGUCGCUGAGAUAUUAUUAUCCCCCAAACCUCGGAGUGGACCUUUCGAAAGGGUUUGAUACCUUUCAACAGCUCGAUGAUACGGCAGACGAUCAUUUAGACGGUCUCCUUAAGACCAUAAUAGAUCUUGAACAACGGACUGGCACCAAAUGCACUGCUGAAGUUGUGACAUGGAGCUUCAUCGAGGAGAACCACGAGCACAAGCUCGAAUCGAGGAAGCAGCAGCACGCUCAGCCCUCGCGACGUGGUGCUCCUUCACAGGAUCUCAUGAGUUUUUGGGGCUAUAAGUUUGAAACUUUGUCAUUGAUUCCUGAUCAGUGGGAUUCGACUUCGCGAGAAGUCAUUGAAACCCGCGAAAACAUGGUAGUAAAUAAUUACGCCCAAUACUGCUCUGUGGUGAAAACUGGCAUUGGCAAAGCAAGGAUGCUCAUCGGAGGAGAGGUUGAUGCCUUAUGGGACUGCAAGCCGGACAACAGGGAUGAUCCCAUCAACUGGGUAGAAUUGAAGACCUCGGCAGAGAUCGCAAACGACAAGGAUACGCUCAAAUACGAACGCAAACUACUAAAAUUUUGGAUACAGUCGUUCUUACUUGGAGUUCCCAAGAUUAUUGUGGGUUUCCGCAGUCAAAAUGGGAUCUUGCAAAGAUUUGAAGAGCUAGAAACCAAGAACAUUCCGGGAAUGGUCAAACGAGGCAAAGGAAUAUGGGAUGGUAAUCUUUGCAUCAACUUCACAGCCGCAUUUCUCGACUGUGAGAGCUUUACGGCCUGCGAUUUGGUACCAACUAAUGCUUGCUCAGGGCUAAAACAAACAAUCACAACUGAUGGUGUUUGGCGAAUAAGGCGAAGGGAGAGGUCCCCAGUGAUUGAGAUAUUCAAGAAUGAGGAAUCCGGUUGUGGCGAUAUUCUCUCCCCAGAAUUCAUUGAAUGGCGAAACAGUAGGGAAGCGAAUGAGGCAGACGUAGAAGCAGCAAAAACCAGGCUGGUAGAGUCAAUCAACCAAGAGACCUGUCAAUUAUAG